Molecule: messenger RNA, 1398 nt
Organism: Papaver somniferum (opium poppy)
Lineage: Eukaryota; Viridiplantae; Streptophyta; Magnoliopsida; Ranunculales; Papaveraceae
Exons: 5
Coding region: 1-1398 (465 amino acids)
Biological process (GO): DNA transposition
Molecular function (GO): zinc ion binding; transposase activity; DNA binding
Source: RefSeq, a predicted model, not a curated record
AUGACAAUAAGCUUUGCUGGAGCUAUCAAAGGAUGGAAGGAAGGGUGUAGAUCAGCUGUUGGGUUAGAUGCUUUUCAUCUAAAUGGUAAGUGUGGUGGUGCGUUGAUGGCUGCAACUGGGUUAGAUGGUCAAAAUGGUUUAGUCACAUUAGGAAUUGGUGUUUUUCCUGCUGAAACAAUUGAGAAUUGGACUAUGUUCCUCAAUGACUUGAAGCCAUUACUCUUAAGCCAUGAAAAGCCAUUGACAUUCAUUUCAGAUAGACAAAAAGGGCUUCUUGAAGUUGUUCCUGCUGUGUUCCCAAACUCAUAUCACAGAUAUUGUUGGAGACACUUGUAUAACAAUUUCAAGCAGCACUUUAAGGGACAAAAGUUGUAUAGCUUACUGUGGAAUGCAGCCAAAUGCUACAAGAAGAAACAUUUCUAUAAACAUAUGGAAGAUAUGAAGAAGGAGAAUCCUGCUACUGUGGUGUACCUUGAAAAGGCUGGUUUUGAGUCAUGGUCUAGGGACUUUUUUGAUGACACUAGUAAGUGUGAACACCUAAAUAACAACUUUUGUGAGUCAUUUAAUUCCAUGGCAAAAAACCUUAGGGACAAACCAAUAUGUAGACUAGGAAUUCUUUAUAAUCAGUUGGUUAUGAGUUUGUUUCACAAAAGAAGAAAAGAAAGUGCAAAAUGGAAUCCAAAUGGAUUGGUUCCUACUGCUAUGAAACUGAUUGGUAAAUUGUGUAAGUUGGUUGGUGCUUUUAAAGUAUACCCAUGUGUGAGUGGUAAAUUGUAUGAAGUCACAAAUGAGGGUAGCAAGGCAGUUUUUAUUGUGAACUUGGAAGAAAAGCAGUGCAGUUGUCUACAAUGGCAACUCAGAGGGUUUGUUUGUCAACAUGUUGUUUUUUGUUUGAAGCCAUUGAGACCUGAUUGGACAAAGUAUUGCUCUCAUUAUUACUCAGUUGCUGCAUACAGAGCCACAUAUGCUCAAGUUGUCUUUCCAUUUCCUCCUCAAGAAAAUUGGCCUGAGUUGGAAGAACAUGAAAAGGUUGAAUUGGAAUCUGCUAUCAAGAUCAGGAAAUCAGGAAGGCCUAGAGUUAAGAGGAGGAGAGCAUGGGAUGAGCCAAAAGUACCUACAAAGGUAUAUUCAUGUACAAGAUGUAAAUCAACUUGUCAUAAAAAAAUUACAUGUCAAGGUGGUGAUGUUGGCAAGAAUCCAAAAGCUAAGAGGCAGAGAACCCAAGUAGAUGGUGCUACCUUCACAUCUUUUGACAGACCUGCUCCUCAGAAGAAGCAAUCAUCUCAACCAUCUGGGAUUAGAAAAACAGCAGCUGCAUCUUCUUCUAAAGCUAAGAAAGCUCCUGCUAAAUCUUCUACAACUUCAAAGAAGAAGAACAUGAGUCAGACAAAGAAGUGA